Messenger RNA from Styela clava, 2494 nucleotides. RefSeq names its product CLK4-associating serine/arginine rich protein-like. Lineage: Eukaryota; Metazoa; Chordata; Ascidiacea; Stolidobranchia; Styelidae. The record is from RefSeq and is a predicted model, not a curated record.
GUAAUCAGUUCAUAGAUGGUUGCUAUUCUGUAUUCAGUAACUGUGGAAUUUAUCCAAAAUGUGGCAUGAAGCUCGACGACAGGAAAAAAAAAUAAGAAAAUUUAUAGUUGAUCACAAAAAAAGAUCUGAAAGAAGACAUGAAUACUAUGAAAGAAUAAAGCAAGAUCCAACAAAAUUUCUUCAGGUUCAUGGCCGCAAGGCGAAAAUUCACUUGGAUGGAACAGUUGCAGUGGAAGCAGACAAUAAUCAUCAUAUGAUGCCAUGGCAGGGAGAUAGCAGCAAUAUGAUUGACAGAUUUGAUGUUCGUACACAUUUAGAUUAUUAUAUACCUACAAAGAAGGAAUCUGAUGAAUUGGUCACAGAAGAAGAAAUAAAAUGCAAUUUUGAACGUUACAGGGUGUUAAUUUGGAAUGAAUACAAACGUGUUUCGGAGCAUCAACAUCUUCGACAAAUUUAUAUUGAGGAACAGUUUCCCGAGAUUGCUGCAGAACAGAAGCAAAGUGCUGAAGCACAGAAACAGAUUUUGGCGCAGGGUCGAGCUACCAUUGGAUAUAAUUAUGAAGUGGAUAAGAACAACUCGAGUGAUUACAUCUCGAAACGAAAAGCCGGAGAUGAUGAUGAAGAAGAAGAAGAUGAUGAUAAGGAUGAUUUUGACAUCACUGCAGAAUUGGAAGAAAUUCCACCACUUUCCGAGAUUAGUAUGGAAGCAAUAACGGCUCUUGAUGAUAUUGGUGUUAAAAGCUACAGUCUCCGGCGAGGAGGAUUUGGUGAUUGUUUACUAGAUGAUCAAGAUUAUAUAGAUAAAAUUGGAGCAGCAAAAGCACUUGAAAGUGAGAAGCAAAAAUUUUCCGGAAGAAAAUCUAGGAGGGAACGCAAACUUCUAAAAGAUGAAAGACUGAAGGGAAGAAAAAUAAGUGCAUUGAGUUAUGUUCAACAAGAAUCUAGCAGUACAAGUAGUGAAAGUUCAGACGCCAGUUCAUCUGAAAGUACGAAUUCUGAUUCAUCUGAUGAAGAUGAAAAAUCUAAAAGAAAAUCUAAGGGUAAUAUUGAAUACAUCACUUCCUUUGGAGGAGAGCAGGGAAAAAACUGUCCAAAAAGUAACAACAGCAUCACAAAGGAGCCAAAGAAAAGUAAGGCUGACACAAGAAGUAGAAAAUAUAGAAGAAGAUCUCAUUCACAUUCUCCUGAACGCAAUAGAUCAAGAUCUCGAUCAAGGUCACCAAGAUAUAGAAAAUCUUCAAGUCGGUCACGUAGAUCUCGUUCUAGAUCAUAUGAAAGGAGGAGAUCAAGAUCACGAUCAAGAGAUAGGACGUCAAGAUCGAGGCAACAAAAAAGGUCCAAUUAUUCCUCUGUUGCGAAUAUAAGCUCAACUUCACAAAGUAGCGAAAAUAUUUUGAAAAGCUUGUCAAAAACGAAAACAGCUGAGGAAAAAGCAGCUGCUUUGCAGAAAUUAACUCCGCAACAAAAACUUAAAAUAAAAAUGCAAAGAGCUUUGAACAAACAGUUAAAAGUGGACCGCAAUGCUGACAAUGAAAAGCGAAUAAUUAAACAACAAGAAGUGAUGGAGAGAGAUGAUGAUAUCCGAGAAAUGUCAAGAAAAAUGAGACAGCGAGCUGGUGAAAGACGUGAAUAUACGGACUCACCUUACCACUGACUCGAUGCUUUUAUUGGCCAUGUCAAGAAUUAUCAGCGAAAUUGAGGAGCAUGCAUACUUUAAUGUUUGCUAUCACUCAGAAACGCAAUGGAGUAGACUAUAAACUGCUUUUGGAUCUGAACUGGUUUCAAGAUAUGACAAUCGAAUUCAAUUUUCCCCUACAGUAUGUGCAGUUAUUUUCAUCUCCAAGCAAGUUUGUGCGCUGUCAACUGGAACCAAUAAUUGAUGGAGAAGUUAAAAUGCAUACAAGAAUGGGGAUUUGCUGACACCAUAUAGAUGUGUAGUCGAUACUGGGUUAACUGAUUUGAGCCCUCCAAGUCAGAAAAACGAUUUUAGACUGCAAAAUCUGAGGUUUCCUUUGGCAGGAAAUUUCAUAGAGAAACCAUUGGUGCAACUCGAAUUUUAUUGCAAUAAUCUGGUCAGAAAAAACGUAGCCCUUCGAAUUCUAGUUAUUGGAAAUUUUCAAAUCGUUUUGUAUGUGCCUACUUCGUAGUUGUGUACAAAGUUACACUUAUAUUGUCUCUUGAUUAUUCACCUUCAUAAGUUAUGAUUGUUAUAAAGAUAAAGAUUAAAAUAGCAAUGCCUUCUGUAGCAAAUAUUGAACAAGUUUUAUUCUGUUUUUAGUUACUCAAGUUGAUAGCCCAAUAAUCCUCUGUGGAGGAGACCAUUUCGAUGGUGAUAGUGGACUGGUGCCUUAUGUCAUCAUUGCUAGGGGAUAGAUUUGGUAGACUGAUGAGCAAUUUUGUGCAUUAUUAUUGAAAUUCUGUAGUUUUGUUGUGGUUAUGUUAUACUUCUGAUGUCAGAUACAUUGUUCAAACAGUUUGAUUUAAUACAUGUUUA